UGGAUCUUUUUGGCUCACACGAUUCUAACGGUACAAAAGCUACACGGUGGUUGUGGGAAGUAACCAGUGAUGUCCUCUCAGUUUUUUUCUCUUCCUCUUCACCUUCCUAGCUUCGCAUAAAGGUAUCCUUUUGUUCCUAUUCGACCCCAAAAGAACUCUGUGCCAAUAUCUAGCUACUGGUACGUAGUAGCUAGCUAGAGUAGCGGAAGCAAUCAGAUUGAUCAUUCAUUCUACCGUAUAGCUAACUAAUAAGACCAAGCAAGAGCUACCACCAUGACGAAACUCUUAGUCUCUCCGUUUUCCCGCCGCAGGCUUGUGCUUGCCUCGAUCUUUCGCAGCAAAAGUCCAGCCAAGAAGAAGGCUGCCCGCGGCAAUGACGAUACCGGUACUUGGAAAGAUCAUGACAGCAAUCUGGUCAUGGACAAGACAGAAGAGGAAGAAGGAAGCAGCGUCGAGAUUGCUCUCAUGAAACUGGAAGAAUCGGAUACGGAAGUCACCGUGGGCAGUACCAGUUCUUGGGUCUCCUUGGAGUUGCCCCUCAAGCCCGACGCGGAAGUGCAAGUCGCCAUCAAGGCCAAGCCGCAGCCCAAGAAGAAGAGUGUCGCCUUUUCCGACGUGACGGUCCGCCAGUACGAGCUGAUUCUAGGAGAUAAUCCGGGCUGCAAGUACCCGCUCUCUUUGGGUUGGAACUAUGCGGAACAAGCCAUGGUCCAAGUCGAUGCCUUUGAACAAGACCGGGAACGCCGUAUGGAUGUCUCCAAGAAUGAUCGUAUCGAGCCGCGGCUCUACUUUGCUCCGGAUGAAACCAGUCCUCUCUAUAUGGCAGCCGAUCACUACCUCAGUGACGUCCACAUGGAACAAGAUUAUUCAGACUACAAGCCUCAUGUUCCUACGGAGCUAUCACUCUACGAACGAAGAGCCCGGUUGCGGGCUUUUGGGUACACGGAAGCCAACCUGAGAAACCUAGAGCGUCAGAGGCUCACCGCUCUCGCCCUGGAGUGGAAGAAUGGUGGCACCCCCGCGUUCCCCUUCAGCCACAAGUACGUCUCCCGGUACACCAAGUAAAUCAUCCAUCUCCUCCUUCUUCUACCUAUCUACCUGCCGGUAGAUCUAUCGAUACCUACCUGCAUGCUGCACUAUGGUCCUUCAU
Molecule: messenger RNA, 1150 nt
Organism: Seminavis robusta
Lineage: Eukaryota; Bacillariophyta; Bacillariophyceae; Naviculales; Naviculaceae
Source: the annotation of a GenBank genome assembly